This is a messenger RNA of Polyodon spathula (Mississippi paddlefish), 3048 nucleotides long. It is a transcript of the gene dmap1, whose product is annotated as DNA methyltransferase 1 associated protein 1. The coding region runs from base 151 to 1539 and encodes 462 amino acids. The transcript has 11 exons. Gene Ontology annotation, cellular component: Swr1 complex; NuA4 histone acetyltransferase complex; nucleus. The record is from RefSeq and is a predicted model, not a curated record. Gene Ontology annotation, biological process: chromatin remodeling; DNA repair; negative regulation of transcription by RNA polymerase II. Gene Ontology annotation, molecular function: transcription corepressor activity. Lineage: Eukaryota; Metazoa; Chordata; Actinopteri; Acipenseriformes; Polyodontidae.
CCAGAAUUCCUAUCGGUAUAGUCCUUGCCUCAUUUAUUUUUGGGAGGACUGUAUCAUAUGAGAGCGGUAUUUGGAAAAAAAUCAUGAUUAUAUUUAUACUUUUUAAUUAAUUAAAAAAGUGGGACCCGAGGACAGGCGUGAGAAGUGAAAAUGACGACAGGGGCAGAUGUUCGAGAUAUCCUGGAGCUGGGGGGUGGGGAAGUGGAUGCUGGACCAAUCAGUAAAAAAGACAUUAUCAACUCGGAUAAGAAAAAGUCCAAGAAAUCUGCAGAAACUUUGACAUUUAAAAGACCAGAGGGGAUGCACAGAGAGGUCUACGCACUGCUCUACUCUGACAAAAAAGAUGCCCCCCCAUUACUGCCCAGUGACACGACUCAGGGUUAUCGGACAGUCAAAGCCAAGCUGGGCUGUAAGAAGGUGCGCCCCUGGAAAUGGAUGCCUUUCACAAACCCGGCCAGGAGGGACGGAGCCAUAUUUUACCACUGGAGGCGCAUAGCAGAGGAAGGCAAGGAUUAUCCCUUUGCCAGGUUUAAUAAGACAGUGCAGGUGCCUGUGUACUCUGAGCAGGAGUAUCAGAUGUACCUUCCUGAUGAAGGAUGGACUAAAGCUGAAACAGAUCACCUCUUUGACCUCUGCAAGCGCUUUGAUCUGCGGUUCAUUGUCAUCCAUGACCGCUAUGACCACCAGCAGUUCAGGAAACGCUCAGUUGAAGACCUGAAGGAACGCUACUACAAUAUCUGUGCCAAACUCACCAAGAUCCGUGCUUCUUCUGGAACUGACCCCAAAAUCUAUGUGUUUGACUCUGGCCAUGAGAGGCGGAGGAAAGAUCAGCUGGAAAGACUGUACAACCGAACACCUGAACAGGUAACAGAAGAGGAGUACCUGAUACAGGAGUUGCGGAAGAUUGAAACCAGGAAGAAGGAGAGGGAGAAGAAAGCUCAGGAUCUGCAGAAACUCAUCACAGCCGCUGACACCACCACUGAGAUGCGUCGGGCAGAACGCAAAGCAACUAAGAAGAAACUACCACAAAAACGAGAAACUGAAAAACCGUCUGUUCCUGAGACCGCAGGCAUCAAAUUCCCAGACUUCAAAUCAGCAGGUGUCACUUUGCGAAGCCAAAGGAUGAAACUGCCAAGCUCUGUGGGACAGAAGAAGAUUAAAGCCAUUGAGCAGAUUCUAACAGAACAGGGAGUCGAUCUGAACCCGAUGCCAACAGAGGAGAUUGUGCAGAUGUUCAACGAGCUGCGCAGCGACCUGGUGCUGGUUUACGAGCUGAAGCAGGCCCACGGCAACUGCGAGUACGAGCAACAGAUGCUGAGGCACCGCUACGAUGCGCUGGUCAAGGCGGGCGGGGCCAGCACAGCCACAGGGGAUAGCCUUGGGGCUGAUGGACAGCUCGGGGUGGGGCCUGAUGACAUCAAGGGGGAGGGGAAAGAUCAAAUAAUCGAUGUGGUGGGGGCGCCGCUGACGCCAAAUUCGCGGAAAAGAAGAGAAUCAGCUUCCAGUUCCUCCUCCACAAAGAAAGCCAAGAAACUGUGAUUCAGAUUUUUAUUUGGGGAGGAGCAGGAGGAUCCAGGGGCAGGUUGUGGCUGAAGCAUUGAAACCCGUGACCCCCAGCCUUCUUGCAGCUGUGUCGGGGCAUCCCAUCCACAAAGAGGGCAAGGUGAGGAACACAGUGAUACGCCGCUGGGGAGCCAGCUGCUGCACCACCCGUCUGCCUGCUUCCAGCCUGAGAGGAGGAGCCGACUAGGACUCGUGACUGUACAGAAACGGACACUGUCUGCACUUCCUAAAUCGAUCAAACCAGGAGAGCAGUGGCCAAGAGACUUAGAAGCCAGAUGUGCACUGACUGACACAGCUGUCUAUUCUUUUUCCAUUCACACAAGGUUCUGGAUGAACUGUAGCCAUAAUGGAAGCCUAUAACAACAUCCUUUUUUUCUUUUUUAAAAUGGCAAAUAGGGUAAAUAACUAAAUGGUCAAGUUUGCAGGUGAUACAGAUAUUUGUAGCUAUUUAUUUGGGCACACCUUCUAUUACAGCAUUCCGCAUACCCUCCUGGAGCAGCUACGGGUUUACCGUACUCUGCUGGUUCUAGAUUUAGGAUAGUAUUUUUAUGAUGUACAUUAUUCAACCAUAAACUAGUUCACAACUAUUGUUGAGCCCAGGAUGUGACUCUCAGUCUGCAAGUGCAUGGUUUAUGUAGGAUUCAGUCUGUUCCCUUAUGUCCAGACAAAACUACCUCCUGUUAAAUAAUCUACACAUUUACUUGUUUUUUUUUGCACCCCUUCCCCUCCUUGCAUAUUAACAUGUCCAUUCUUUAUCCAGCUCUGUUGUUGGAGGAACUGUCAUGUGAAUGGAUUUUUAAUCUGCUGUUAAUGUGUGUGUGUGUGUGUGUGUGUGUCUAUAUAUAUAUAUAUAUAUAUAUAUAUUAUGUAUAUAUCUCUCAAAUCUCUAAAUAAAUAAAUGUGUGUGGCUGUAUGUUGUUUUUAUUUAAAAUUACUGGAAUUUGAAUCAACAUUAUCUUUCUUACUGGAGUUUUUUUUGAGUUAGUAAAUAUAGGUUUAUACAUGAGAGGGCACUAAGAACUUGCGGAAUCUGUUUAAUUCAAGAUACUGUUUUUCCAGAGACAGGAAAUAACUAACUGGAAUGGCUUUUGUACAUAAUGUCCCAACAAACAUAUUGCUUCCCUAUGUUCAGAGAGUAGAUUGUGACCAAUCUGGAAUUUGCUAUACUCAAUGACAAAAGCCUGGUGUACACUUUAGUUCGUUCUGUAAGUCUGUAGAACAAUACAUUUAUAGAAGGCAAAAGAAAAUAUUGUAUAUUACGUGUGUUGAACUCUUAUGGUUUCCUGUACAGUAGCCUUGUGUGAAGUCUGAUCUUCAGUGGUGUGCUGAAAAUAGUUUGGCACCCUAGAGGAGGUAUGUGCUAUGCAGAAAUACAAUUCAGCCUUAAUGUUUACUUUUGUACCUCAGUGAUUUUUUUGUGUGUGUACAUUUCCCUUCAAAAAAAAUAAAAAAGAGAAUGAUGUACUAGCAAGUACAGAAAACUAA